AUGGGAAUAUAUUUGGCAUUAAAUGGAUUAUUGAUUUUUAAGGUCUCUAACUUUUUGCAAAUAUUGAUGGUGAUAUAUCGCUUUGUUUUCCAUUUUGAUAAAUGGAUUAAGAAAAUGAAGAACCUUCUUUAGGACUAAAACUGCCAUUCAAUGUAGUAAUACGAAAAAUUGAAUGAUGAUUAUGAUUAUGAUUAGUAGAGUUUCUUUUAACAUUAGAAAAUUAACGUGAUGAAGGACUACUACAAGCUUAAUCAAUAUUUUAUNCUAUUUGAAUGUGUUUCAAACUUGCAUGAUAAUAACAUUUUUCAUAGAGAUAUUAAACCUUAAAAUAUUAUGUAUAGAAUGUCACUUGAUAAUACAUAACCUUGCUUAAUUGAUUUUAGUUUAGCAGAUUAUUGGAAUUAAAAUGGCAAAUAUCUAUUUACUAGAUGUGGAAGCAUUGGUUAUGUUGCUCCUGAAGUUUUAUAAGAUAAAAGAUAUUUCUUAAAUAUUGAUGUUUAUAGUUUAGGAAUAAUAAUUUAUAUUUUGGUAACUUUAAAGCAUCCUUUUGAAGAUUAAGAUAAAAACAAAAUGAUACAAAAAAACUAUUAUGGUAAAAUAGACUUUACCCAAAUAAAAUGUUCUUAGGUUUUAAUGGACCUAAUAACAAAAUGCUUAAAUGCAGAUUACACAAAAAGAUUAAAUUGUAAAGAAGCUUUGAAACACUAAUUUUUUUAUAAUAAAAUUCCAAAGAUCCUGUCAUUCAAAAUUAAAGAUAAUAGGAAACCAUCUUAAAUCAGAACUCCAAGAAGUGAGAAUAAAUAACAUAGUUCAAGUAGAUUCUCUCAUGAUUCUGGAAAUAGUCUUAACUAAUCAUAAUCACCUUCCUCUAUUGAUAGUGAUAGACAAUUUCCAAGAUAACUUAAAUAAAAUACUGUAUUGCCAGAAAGUAAUAAUUUAUUAAUUAUUUAGUUAAUAUUUUUCGACCAAAAUCUAAAUAUUUUUAAACUAGAAAAUCUUAAUGCGAUUCAUAAACAAACAGAAUUGAGUGA
Paramecium sonneborni is the source of this 1031-nucleotide messenger RNA. The record is from the annotation of a GenBank genome assembly. Lineage: Eukaryota; Ciliophora; Oligohymenophorea; Peniculida; Parameciidae.